This is a messenger RNA of Hyaloscypha bicolor E, 990 nucleotides long. Its product is annotated as urease accessory protein-like protein UreD. The transcript has a single exon. The record is from RefSeq and is a predicted model, not a curated record. Gene Ontology annotation, molecular function: nickel cation binding. Lineage: Eukaryota; Fungi; Ascomycota; Leotiomycetes; Helotiales; Hyaloscyphaceae. The coding region runs from base 1 to 990 and encodes 329 amino acids.
AUGACAUCUCCAUUCCCAGUUUCCUCCUCUGCUCCUGGAGAGGGCCGAAUUGUGGUGCAACUACUUCCUCACGGCAUAUCAGCGCUCUCAGCAAUCACAUUUCAGUACCCAUUGAAGCUCAUAUCUCCAUCACCAGCUGCCGGUCAGAAGAGCAUCCUGGUAUUCCUGCUCACUUACGGAGGUGGACUUGUUGGCGGCGAUCAGGUCCAUCUCACCAUUGACGUUAAACCAGAAGCAAAGCUCAGCAUUGUUACUCAAGGCCAUACCAAGAUCUUCAAGUCUCCAUCCAGAGAUGUCAUUACCCGGCAAAGACUCCACGUGACUCUCCAGGAUAAUGCUGCAUUAUGCCUCCUCCCUGAUCCAGUCCAGCCCUUUAAAGGAAGUGUAUAUGAACAGUCACAGAAGUUUACACUUGCAGACACUGCGUCUCUUUGUCUCCUAGACUGGGUAUCUGCAGGCCGCAGAGCAAGAGGGGAAGACUGGGACCUUCUUGCCUGGCGUGGGCGGAACGAGGUGUGGGCAGCUGCAGAAUCUGGUGGAAAGCCCAGGCUCCUUCUGCGAGACAAUGUGAUAUUGGAAGGGGAUGCUGCAGAUUCCAAGGAGAAGGCAUUGAGAAACAAGAUGCAGCCGACGGGAAUAUUUGGCACGCUGGUACUGAAGGGUCCGCUGGUGGAAGGCUUGGCAGCAUUCAUCCUGGCAGAAUUCGCUGCGCUUCCCAGAAUUGGAGCUCGUGACUUCAGAUCUCAAGAUAAGAUGGACAAAGACAAUGGGCUUAUGCUAUCACCAGAAGAAAAUUGGAGGCAGGCACGUCUCAAGCAGGAGGAAGCAGACUCUGUAUUGUGGUCUGCCGCUAGAGUACGUGGCUGUACUGUGGUGAAAUUUGGGGCUCGCACCGUUGAGGGCGGGCGUCUAUGGAUCGGAAAUCUACUCAAACAGGAUGGCUCCAUUUCUCGACUCUUUGGAGAUGAUUCAACCAUGUGUGUUCGCUGA